Messenger RNA from Cloeon dipterum, 2416 nucleotides. RefSeq names its product Hen1 methyltransferase (gene Hen1). Bases 111 to 1793 code for a protein of 560 amino acids. The transcript has 7 exons. The record is from RefSeq and is a predicted model, not a curated record. Gene Ontology annotation, biological process: siRNA processing; RNA methylation; piRNA processing. Gene Ontology annotation, cellular component: cytoplasm; nucleus. NCBI's taxonomy places the organism in Eukaryota, Metazoa, Arthropoda, Insecta, Ephemeroptera, Baetidae. Gene Ontology annotation, molecular function: O-methyltransferase activity; RNA methyltransferase activity.
UUGGCCCUACGAGACGACGAGCCCCAGCCAGCAAUGUCAGCUGAAAUUUGAGCAAAAGUGCGCAAUUUGUCUUUGGCGGAGGGCGUCCGGGCGCAAAAUGCGGCGUUGACAUGCUAGUCAGCGUGCCGUCGCUCUAUAUUCUGGUCUACGACGCGUGCACGACAUGCUUUCGGCGCGGCGGGCGUGACGACAUGGAGCAGGAGCAGGGCAACUCGUCCGACUCGGCGUUCUACCUCGAGGAGGCGGGCGUCAAGUUCAGCACGCCCGUCUACAUGCAGCGCUACGCCGCCGUCGUCGACGCCCUCAGGUGGCGAGGCACCAUGCGAAAGGUCGUGGACAUGGGCUGCUCCGAGUUCGGUCUCUUCAAUCACCUGAAGAACACUGACAACGUGAGCGAGGUGGUGGCCGUCGACGCCGACCGGUUCCUCUUGGAGGCGUUCGCCUGGAAGGUGGAGCCCUUUUCCGCCGACUUCCUCAGGUCGCGGAGGCACGAGUUGCGCGUGCGUGUGAUGAAGGGCAGCGUCGCCCAGUUCGACGACUGCCUCCGAGAUUGUGAUGCCUUAGUCUGCGUAGAGUUAAUAGAACACUUGCGUCCUGAAGAGUUGGACGCAGUUCCGUUCGUCGUGUUCGGCCAAGUGCGCCCUCGAAUUGCCGUUUUCACCACUCCGAACGCUGAUUUCAACGAGCUGUUCAACAAUCCGAGCAAAAGGCUGCGCCACCCUGACCACAAAUUCGAGUGGACCAGGGCUCAGUUCCACGACUGGGCAGCCAACAUCGCUGAACGCUUCCCAUCGUACAGAGCGGAGUUCAUUGGGAUCGGAAGAGGGCCAGAAGGCACGGAGGAGAGCCACGGCUUUUGUUCGCAGAUGGCUCUAUUUUACAGGGAAGAUUCGAGUGGAGAAGCCUUAAAGGACGUUCCUCCAGAGUUCAACUACGAAUUGGUGAAGGAAGUAAACUUCCCCUUCAGGGGAGAGGAGGACGAGGAAGCGCACAAAGCCAAGUGCAAGGCCGAGUACCAAAUUCACGCGCUCGGCGCCGACCCUAUCUUUGACAAACCAAACGGAGACACUUUAAUUCCACUGUCGGUCGUCCUCCAGUCGGUUGAUGAGUACUUCCAGGACACCAACGCCCUCAGGGAGUGUCUGGAGACUCACGGCUGGAAGAUGGCGUCCAACAGUCGCGGGGAAUGCUGCGUGCGAUACGACAUAGCAGAAUCGGAGUUGUCGGACGAGGCAGACGUGGACAGCGUGAACGCGUCGAGCCAGCUGGCGCCGCCUCCUUUCAUACUGUCGGAGGCGGCGCCGCGGGCCUGGCAGUCGGAGCCGCACCUGGACGCCGCAGCCGCCUGGCCGCUCGCUCGGCAGCCUCCGCCGGCCGAGUCGCUCAUGUUCCGCUCGGUCAAUGAGCGCCACAGCUGCGCCUUCUUCAAGUCCUCCUUCUCCGAUCCGAUCAGGGUUGAUGACAGUGGAUACCCUAACUCUGGAUCUGUUCAGGACAUGGACGUGACCCUGGGCUCGAGCGACGAGCUGAGCGCCUCUAACGACGACGAGGAGGAAGAAGAGGAGGAGCGGCCGCCCCCGGCUUUCGCACCGCCGGCCGCCAUUCCGGCCAACAACCACGACGCCGUGAACAACAACCGCGACGGCGAGGGCAACGACCUGGGCCCGGACGCCGACGCCGAGCAGCGGCUGCCCGAGUUUCCGAGGUGGCUGCUGCAGGUGCUGGCGGCCGACGAGGAGGCCGCCGACGAGGGCUUCGAGUCGUCCAGCUCGGAGGACGACGACGACGACUGACCAGGCUCAACGCGCGCAUAAGUUGAAGACUGUUUUUCCUUUUAAGACUAGUUGCGUUCUCGUUUUUUACUUCCGUCAAAGAGAGCGAGUGCAAAUCGAGACCAAAAAUCAGCGGUAAUUUUAAGGCAGGCACAACAGAAUGCAUUUAUUUUAUUUAUAUUCUGACGUAAAUUAAGUUGAAUUUACUCUCGAAAGAAAGAAUUUAUUUAUCUACUAACUAACAGCUGGCGUUUUGUACAAAAGUUCGCCCACGCGUCAAAAAAAAUGGCGCCCAUCCGCCAUCUUGUGCAUAUUUCAAUGGAUCGAGACGCAAUGCGUUUGUUUUUUGUUUCAUCGUGCGUCGAAAAUUCGUCUUUGGGCAUGCGCAGUUGAUUGUUUCCGCCAGAUUCGUUUAAUAGAUAAAAGUUACCACAAAAAUUAACUGUAGUUGAGGAAAAGGAAGAAAACUCAGCGCAGAAAAGUGAUUAUUAAAGACGUUGUGAUUUAAUGGGUAGUUUUACCUUCCGAAAUUGUCAAAUCUAUUCUUAAUUGCGUUAAUUUCUCCACAGAGAGAAUUUAAGAGGCACAAAUCUUGUUCUGCAUGCAUACAAAUCUCAUUAAAGUGAGCUCGAUGUGACAGAAAA